CUGGAAUUACUUUAUUAAAUUUGAUGUGUAAAAAUUAAAAUAAGAUUAAAAUAAGUAUUUAUAGUAAUUAGUUUAAAUAAACUAAUUUUUAUAUAUCUUGAUAAUAGACUAUGAUUCAUAGUGUUUAAUUUAAUAAAUAUAUUAAAAUGUUUAAAUUAAACACAUUUCACACACUUUUGGUCGUGUUUUUGGCCUUUUUCUCCGUAUUCUUCAACCGUAAAUGUGUUUCACUUGUGUUCACACAACUCAUUAACGAGGGAUUAUCUCUACAGAGCGCAGGCACAAUAUCUAGCGCACAGGGCGUAUCACUGGCCGCUACCACGUUCGGCGCCGGUAUACUCAGCGAUCGUGUGCCGGCCCGGACUCUAUUAGUGGCCGCGUUUGCCAUAUGCUCCAUAACCACCUUGCUACUAUCAACCGUACAAGUCAACGCCAGUCUAUUCUCAGCCCUAUGGUUUGCCAACGGUGUUGGUCAAGGUCUGGCCCUUCCUCCUAUGAUCGGUCUAACACGACUGCACAGCAAACCGGCACAGUUUGCUACCAAUUGGGCCCUGGUGCUUUUAUCAGUGAAUGUUGCUUCUAUUGUUAACCCGUUUGUGUCCACUUGGAUGGCGGGGGCGUACGGCUGGCGCCAAUACAUAGCCUUUGCCGGCGUGCAAACCCUUAUGGUGGGCGCCGUGUGUUAUAUAUUUCUCGAUGGUAACCGGCCUACCAGUGCCGAUAACAAAUCCAAGGGCACUAAAACAACCAACACUAAACCUGUCGGUGCCAGUGUAUGGCAGCAAAUACUAUCAAGUCCGUUAACCAUGCUCACUAUAGCUAUUAGUUUCAUGGAGGGGGUCGGCCGAUUCGGUAUUAUGGACUGGCUGCCAAUGUAUAUGGAUAAGCAGCUAGGGUUUGACCCCUAUCGCACUAGCAUGUUCAUUAGUGUUGCGAGUGUAGGCGGUAUUUUUGGUAAAGUGUUGGCUGGUAAGCUUAGCGAUACCCUAGUUGGUCGGGCACAGCCCUCAAACACUGACCCCCUCUGGCGUCCCCGGGCCCGCCUCCUGGUAUCGGUGGUCAUGUUUGCGGUGAACGCCGUGGGCUUACAUGCUCUGUGUUUUGGUACAUAUGAGAGCUCCAGCACACUAUGGCUAGUGAUAACAGCGUUGCUAAUAGGUGUGGCUAUAUCUGGUAAUGUGGUUAACAUAUCGGUGAUGGGCACCGAGUUGGGACCCAAGGAGUUGGCGGGCACCUAUUCGGCUAUUGUUACCUUGGCCGGUUUAGUUGGCGGUGUGUUCGCUGGCCUCCCAUUGUCUACAAUCGCCGAAUAUUACUCAUGGAAUGCGGCGUUUAUUGUGAUCGAGAUGUUAUGUGUUACGGGUUUUAUAAUGAUUUCACACCUAGAUGCCAAAAACAGUUCACCUGACGGUACAGAUGAAUACCAAGGUUACGAUGGGGGUGUGGCUAAGGAUAAGGACGUUAAAGUCAAAGGUCACGACAAGUCGCCCACCGACGGGGCCGUAGAGCCCAGUGAUGUUGAUUUGGCCAAAGAUUAUAAAAAGGUUUCCAUUGGGGGUAACAAAGACUUCAAUAGUCGUAACACAGGCUAUGGUUAUGCUCCCGACAAUAAGGGUAACGAUGAGUACGGCAAAGAUCAGGAGACAUAUGGUAACCCUGUUAAACCUGGUGAUGAAAAGCAACCUGGUGCUGAUAAAAAGCCCCAUGGGCAAAAACCUGGAUACGAAGAGAGUUAUGAUGAUGGUUUUAAUGUGCCUGAUACUGGUAAAGAGCAUCAAAAACAACCCGGUUCGUUGCCAGAUACGCCAGUUGCGGGUGAUAAGUAUCCCGAAGACAAAUAUACUGUAACUGAAAACAAAGACAAAUACCCGGGUAAUGAUGGCUACAGCCCUGUAAAACAUGGUGAAAAAUAUCCAGAAAUUGACACCAAAGACAAAUACCCUGAUAAUAAUGGCUACGGUCAGCCAAAACCUGGUGAUAAACACCCUUCAAUUGACACCAAAAACAAAUACCCGGGCAAUGAUGGCUACGGGCAUGUAAAACCUGAUGAUAAAUACCCUGGUGUUGGCGACAGUGGUAAAGGUCAAGGAGAGUACCCGUCAGGCGGUGCCGAUUACGACUUUGGAGGCGCCGUUGGGGGCAAUGACAAGGGAGUAGUGGUGGGCGGCGGCGAUAAGGGUGUCAAUGAGGUGGGCGGCGGUUACGAUAAACAUGAGAAACACGUGGUGAUCGGCAAUCAUGUAGUGGACACCUUAAUAGAUCUAAUUAAACGAGACUAUCGGGUCGAUUUUGAGAAAGUAGCCCUGUCAGAGGUGGGUCCCAUUAAACAUGGUCGAUGGGGUUCGGUAACGCUACACGACGGUUGGGUGACGGGUCUGACCAACAUGAAACGUGCCGGUCCUGUACUGAUCAACGAUGAAUUCGGUGGCAAAAAGCUAAUCGUAACCGAUUUAGUGCUGCACGACGUGUACGCCGACUACAAAGUGAACGCAAAACUAUUUCACAGAAUUUCAAUCAAAAACCGUGCGAUAAAACUAUGGGUCCGUAAGGCUGUGCUUAACGUACGCCUAUUGGCCGACAGUCAGACCCGACAACUGGUCGUUCAGGACGUGGUGUUGAAACACAAGGAGGGCUUUGGCGUAAAGAGCGGUCGACUCGUCUGGCCGUUCAAUAAACUGACCGACAGUAUUGUUAAAUCGCAGGAACAGGUAGUGAUGGGUAUUGUUCAACACGAGGUGAAGAAAUACAUGGGCAAAGUAGUGCAUGUGGUUAAGUUUGAUGAGGUUCUG
Medioppia subpectinata is the source of this 2789-nucleotide messenger RNA. Lineage: Eukaryota; Metazoa; Arthropoda; Arachnida; Sarcoptiformes; Oppiidae. The record is from the annotation of a GenBank genome assembly.